UGUCUACCCGCGAAAAUGGGGGUGGAUUGGACCCAACUACCACCAGAACUCGCCGAAUCAAUCUCCAAAAAGCUCACAAUCUACGCCGACUACCUCCGAUUCCGAGUUGUGUGUCACAGCUGGCGAGCCUCCGUCCCCAAAACCCCGCACCACCUCCCUCCCCAGCUCCCCUGGCUGAUGCUCCCCCAAUCCCAGCCCAACCAAUCCCACCGCGCCUUCUUCAACCUCUCCAACAGCAGAGUCCACUUCCUCCACCUUCCAGAAGCUUCUCACCGCAAGCGCCGCUGCGGCUCCUCCCACGGAUGGCUCGUCAUCCUCGACGAAACACCUUCCGUCCUCCUUAUUAAUCCCCUCACGCGCGCCAAGCGCCACCUCCCUCCGCUCUCCACCUUCCCCAACGUUGUUCGAUUUGAUUACUCCGAAGUUGGCCGAGAAUACGCCCUCCGAUCCCCGUCUGGUGACGUCUACACGCGCAGCCUGACGCAAAUGCGCGAUUCGUUUCUGAAAAAGGUCGUCCUUUCAUCUAGUUCUCUGGAAGCCAACGGUUUCACUUUCACAGCCGUAGCGAUUGUCAAUCAAACCGGCGACUUGGUGUUUUGCAGGGAAGGAGACCUGUCUUGGACUUUGAUCGACGGCGCACGGUCGUAUUCCGAGGAUGUCAUAUCUGUCAACGGCUUGUUUUACGCCGUCGACAAGAAGGGAACCGUGGUGGUGUGUGAUGUUAAUGGUCCGUCUCCGUCUAGGGUUGGGAUUAUCCGAACGCCGAGACUAGAGGAGGCCGACAUGCGAUAUUUGGUGAGUUCAGGGGAUGAUUUGUUAUUGGUGAGUCGGUAUUUGGAGAUUGAUUACGGUUUUCUGGUGGACAGUAUAAAUGUAAAUUACAGGACAGCAAAAUUUGACGUUUUUAGGAUGAAUUGGGCGGGGGAGAGGUGGGACAAGGUUGAGAACUUGGGUGAUAGGAUGGUGUUUAUUGGCGAAAACUCAUCGUUUUCAUUGUCGGCGUCUGAUUUUCCGGGAAGUCUUGGAAAUUGCGUUUAUUUCACAGACGAUUAUUCGGAAUCAAACAAUGAGAGCGGAGUUGGGGGAUAUGAUUCGGGAAUUUUCAAAUUAUGGGAUGAAACAAUUCAAGAGUUGCCCCCUUAUCCAAGGAAUUCGAAUUAUGAGGUGCAUUGGCCUGCCGGCUCUCUACCUCUUUGGGUAACUCCAAAUCCAUGCUGAUGCAGUGAAGGCAGGAUCAUCAUUUCAAUUGAAUGAAUAAAGUUCUGGACCUCUGGUAGGGAACUGGGAAUAUUGGUAGAGGGAUUCUCCGUUUGUGCUGAAAUUAUUUCAUAAUUGGAAUUGAGCACCAAAGAGCUGUGGUGAUUUGCACGUUACCUAUUUACUUCACGUGCUUGGCCGGACGACAGGUUUCAUAUUUUGUCCUUUAGCUAUCAGAAGUGGCCUUUUGGGGCCGGUAUCUUUGUCCCAGUUUGGUGCUUGUUAGUUAACCAGGACAAAACCUUUUUGUAUAUUAUGUGAUAUUGUUGACUCUAAAAAUUACCAAGCUCGCAGGUCGAGUAAUUAAUAAGUUAACUACGUCCUUCGGUUGU
Messenger RNA from Pyrus x bretschneideri (Chinese white pear), 1589 nucleotides. Its product is annotated as F-box protein SKIP23-like. The transcript has 2 exons. Gene Ontology annotation, molecular function: protein binding. NCBI's taxonomy places the organism in Eukaryota, Viridiplantae, Streptophyta, Magnoliopsida, Rosales, Rosaceae. The record is from RefSeq and is a predicted model, not a curated record. Bases 16 to 1218 code for a protein of 400 amino acids.